Schistocerca cancellata (South American locust) is the source of this 6847-nucleotide messenger RNA. RefSeq names its product desert hedgehog protein A (gene hh). Gene Ontology annotation, molecular function: patched binding; calcium ion binding. The transcript is spliced from 5 exons. Gene Ontology annotation, biological process: regulation of gene expression; smoothened signaling pathway; intein-mediated protein splicing. The record is from RefSeq and is a predicted model, not a curated record. The coding region runs from base 1 to 1254 and encodes 417 amino acids. NCBI's taxonomy places the organism in Eukaryota, Metazoa, Arthropoda, Insecta, Orthoptera, Acrididae.
AUGAGGGCGGCGUGGGUGGUGGUGGUGGCGGCGCUGGUGGUGGUGCUGGUGCCCGCCGUGGUGCUCGGCUGCGGGCCCGGCCGGGGCGGCGGCGGGCGCGGACCCAGCCGCAAGAGGCUGACGCCGCUCGUCUUCAAGCAGCACGUGCCGAACGUGAACGAGGUGUCGCUGGCGGCGGCGGGCAAGCCGGAGAAGCGCGUCACGCGCAACGACGAGCGCUUCCGGGACCUCGUGCCCAACUACAACGCCGACAUCAUCUUCAAGGACGAGGAGGGCACCGGCGCCGACAGGCUCAUGACGCAGCGGUGCAAGGAGCGGCUGAACACGCUGGCCAUCUCGGUGAUGAACCAGUGGCCGGGCGUGCGGCUGCGCGUCACCGAGGGCUGGGACGAGGAGGGCCACCACUCGGCCGACUCGCUGCACUACGAGGGCCGCGCCGUCGACGUCACGACCAGCGACCGCGACCGCGCCAAGUACGGCAUGCUGGCGCGGCUCGCCGUCGAGGCGGGCUUCGACUGGGUCUACUACGAGUCGCGCGCGCACAUCCACUGCUCCGUCAAGUCCGAGUCAUCGCAGGCGGCGCGCUCUGGUGGCUGCUUCCCGGGCGACGCGACGGUGCUGCUCUCUGACGGGCAGCGGCUGCCACUGCGGCGGCUGCGCGUAGGCCAGCACGUGCAGGCGGUUGACCUGGAGAGUGGCCAGACUCUCUUCUCGGAGGUCAUCCUCUUCCUAGACCGCAGCCCUAAUGAGGAGCGACCAUUCUUGCGGCUGUCCCUGGCAUCCGGCAGUGCCCUGCUGGUGACACCAGCUCACCUGCUGCCCGUGGACAGGGGCUCGAGAGGUGUGCAGCAAGUCUUCGCCGGCAGCGUGCGCCCGGGAGACAAUCUCUUUGUGUCGGGCGAGAACGUGACGUCGGUGCACGUGGAGCGGGUGCUGGCAGUGUCGGAGGAGAGGCAGCCGGGCGUCUACGCACCGCUGACACGCCACGGCACCGUCGUCGUGGACGGCGUCGCCGCGUCCUGCUACGCCGUCGUCUCCAGCCACUCGCUGGCCCACUGGUCCUACGCACCCUACCGCUUUGGCUCCGGUGUCCGGGACUUGUUCCGGAAACUGUUCUCGACCGGUCCGGAAGGUGGCGGACCGGAGGCCGCGGGCUCCGAGCGGGCGACGCCCAGUUCUGGCGUCCACUGGUACGCCCGUGCUCUGUACGCGAUUGCCAGGUUCGUCCUGCCCUCCGGCAUGCUGUACAAGUGAUGCUGUCGGAGUGCUCUCUGUGAUAAUUUAAUUAGUGACAUUGACUCAUUAGUUGGGGAACUUUCAGCAUACCUGUGCUCAUCCUCAGUGUAUUUUUCCUACUCUGAAGAAGAUACUUGCCUUCGACAAAAACUGUGACGAGGUGAAGAGUAAAACAUUUGAGAACUUGUCGGUGUCACUGUACCUAUAAUGCAUUACAUACACUAUGAAGUAAUGCUCCAGUGUAGAUAGUGUAUAUCCUGGUGAUAAAAAAAAUGAACAACAAUAUAAUGUGAUGAUGUCGCUUGUUUCCAUCGCUAUAGAAAAUUAGCACGAUAGUUCCAUUUAUUGACUAGGUGUUUAUAAGACACCACAAAUAAUAUUACAAUGCACAAACUGCAAAUGCCAGAAUAUAUCCUAAAUUGUGAUCCGAGUUGGCCAUCGUAAUAGAAGGAAUGUGUGAUUUCAUCUCUGAUUCGAUACCUAGUAAAGUGUUUGUCAGUACCAGCAGAAAUAUUUAAUCUUCAGGUGAAAAUAUAGACCUGAUUUUGCUAUUGCUUUUACAGCAUGUGGCAGGUUUGUUAGUGCUUGAUAUUUGUACUGAACAUCUAAUCGUGACUCAAGAACCAGCCUGCAAUUUUUGAUUUAAUUGGCAACUGAUAGUUUGCCAUUGUCUUCUGAUAUUACCUUCCUUUAUUAUUGCCUUACAACUACCAAAAUGAGACAACAAAACUUAUGAAACCUGGAUUCCUCCACAUUACACCCCUGAAUGAAGGUGCCAAUAAGAAAGAAAUUACACACAGUCAUAGGUAUGGUGCAAAUGUGGAAAUUAUUUACCUGCGAUGCUGGACAUCCACACUGCUUACAAAAAAGAGUAUGACAGAGAGUUUAAGCAGCAGUAUUGUCAAGUACAGGAAAAGAUAAACCAGGUUUGUUUGGGAACAAAAUAUGUGAAAAGAACACAGUAUCAUGCACAAAGACUGAACAUUUUGGUCAAUCUUUGUAUUGUUAACUCAUUUUGAUAAAAUUUCCAUUCGGAGUAGAAGUGUCCAAGGCUUCCCUCUUCAUUUAGAAAAUGUAUUGACAACAAGCACCCUCUCCUUUAGGCUCAUGGGAUCGGAGACUAAACAGAUAACAAGAAAAUAUGAAUAACCCAAUACACACAUUUGUGACGGAAACUACUGUUAACUGUAUUUAGAAAACGUGUUACAUAUCAUAUAUCACCAGAAACUGACUACUUUACAGAUUUGUACUUAAACCAUGCAGUAUUUUCUAUUACUUGCUUAUAGUUCACUUUCAGUUAAUAAUUGUCCAAUAUUAAAGUAGUGAUCGAGAGGGAAAUUAAGUAGAACAAAAUGCAUUUCAUCUGCUUGAAACUUUUUUUUGCAGCUAACAACAGUUAUCCAUAUGCGAUUUCUGUCUCUAGGCUUCCUCAGUGCCUCAUCUUUGGGUGUGCAGGAGAGGUCACAGAUUUUCUUAUCUCCUCUUCAUGUCAUGCAGCAAAUCACUGAAAAUUCUCAUCAAACACUUUAAUUUAGCCAUUGUUCGCAUUUUAACAUUUGAAACUUUCACUCACUUUUGCUGUGCUAAUCACACAUAGCAUGCAUUAUCAGUGUCAUGCAAGUUCAAGGACAUGAUAACCAAGUAAUGAUGUUGACACGCAUAGUUUGAGCUUCUGCGGUUAUCAGUGCAACAUAUACGUCUCUCACUUUCAUCCCUUGGACAACCAUUUUCCUAAACUACAAAUUCAUUUCAGCUUUCACCAGUUUCUUUUAAUUUCUCUAUUCUCUAUCUCAUUUUACAACUCAUUUAAUUAUACGCUAUAUUAAGGACCCACACUUUUUCUUGGUGUUCCGUACCUUGUCUUUUCCUGCCCCUACAUGCUCUCUCUCUCUCUCUCUCUCUCUCUCUCUCUCUCUCUCUGUCUCUCUCUCUCUCUCUCUCUCUCUCUCCCCCUCCUUUUCUUUAAUGUCCUCUACCCCUCCUCUCAUUCAUUCUACCUCUACCCAUCCUCUUGUCUCACUCAUUUUACAUGUCCUUUUCUUGCCAUAUCUUACACUCAUUCUCUUUCAUUAUAAUGCAACACAAAGUGAAAAUUUAUUCUAGAAAAAGAGGUCCCAUAGCAUUAACUGAUAAUGAUUUUCAUUUGGUAAGUUCAAGACAAUAAUAGCCACCUGAUUUUUCUAGGUUUAACAUGCCAAUUUUCUUCAUGUUUUAGAACCAUACAUGAUUUAUAAAGGGCAAGACAUUUGCAGAGUUCAAAAUUAUAAUUUCUAUUGUUAAUAGAACACUCAACUAUCCUAACUCUGGUAUACAUGAUACAGGCCUAAUGCCCUAAAACCUAUUGUCAGCACAUGCUUUUCUUCCAUAACAAUACUAAAAAGAAACAGCACUUUUACCUUUAGGUAUAAUUUUUGUCUAAGCUGCAUAGCAAAUGGAGAGCUUAAUCUUUCGAUAGUCACAUAUUUGAUGGCUAUCGUGAAUGAGUUUCCUUAUACACAAAAAUGGCUGGUACAAGAGCCUUCUUUGAGCUCCAAUAACGAAUGCUUUUGUCAUUAAUAAAACUCAGAUCUAUGUUUCAUAAAUCGUGGUAGUGAACCACAGCGCAACAUAAUUCUGUUCAUGAUUAAAUGGUUCAGUUUUCCACUGAAAUAGAAGUAACUGAAAGGACAUUUGUUUACUGAUUUCACUUAUAAAUGAGCGUAGCCAUCUGUUUCUUCAGUCAUGAAUCCUGCUGCUUACAAAAUAAGCAAGCCUUACAUUCCCUCUUAUUAUGUUAAUGAGCUAGUAUGGUGAGCAUUUUUAACAGUUAAAAUAAACAGCACAAGAUGUAAGAUGCAAGUUCUUGCACUUUACAGUGCACACUUUGUGUCCCUGUAUAUGAAUUAAUUAUUUAUCAACUGAUCAACAACAGCUUUAUUUUAGCUAUCACAAUAUCAAUUGACUGUUUUAGUUCUAGAAGAAACUGUUGUAUAUAAUGGAGAGAACAGUAUAACACAUGAAUUAUGAUAGAGGGUUUGCACCCUCAGCAGAAACGUGACCAGUUAUGAACUGAGUUUACUUUUAGAUACUAACUCUUGAGUUUAUAUACAGUAGAAGCUUUGUACUAAUAUUUUACUGUGUUAUAUUCUCGUUGUCCUGGCAGCAGCACAGACAUUUAUGGCAAGAAUACAGAGGAAGGAAAAUAUACAUUGGAGUGAUAAAGAAUAUUAUAAUGUGUACAGUUGAAUUAUUUAUGUUUUUGUAUGAUUUAUAUAAUACUGAAAGAGUAAUAUAAAAAGUGAGAUAUAAAUGUUGAAAAAAUUACAUCUAUUUAUUUUAUUUGUAUGUUUUUGAGAGGUAUUGAGAUGUCCAUUUUAGUUUAUAUGUAAAAGUUUGUUUAUCAGUGUACUAUAAAUUUGAAAACAAGAGACUGAAAUGUAAUUAAAUGUGCCUAAUGACACAAUCUCUGCUAUUCACAAUAUGCCUUAAAAUAAAUUUUUAUCACAAAUACCAAGGAUGAAUGUCACAAAAAAAUAAAAUGUGCACCAUGGGAUUAAAAAAAGAAGUUUGUGUCAAUAUUUAAGCAGUAGAUGAACAAUGUGAACAGCAUAGAAUUUCUUUAUCAGAGCCAUAUUUUGCUUCAUAAAUGGUAGACACAGAUUUGAUUAGAUAUGGUAUUUUCUUCCUCUCAGUAUAGAUAUCACACAAAAUUUUUGAGAAUUGAGAACAGGAAAAUUAAAAAAUAAGAUAGCCUAUCAUUGAACUAUCUCAUAUACAUAUUGUGUGUUUUUAUAACAGUCCCCCAUUUGUUAAAUGUUAAUUACAGCAUUUACAUAUAGAGAAAAUUCACUUUCUCACUCCCUGCUGACUUAAUGCUUCCAUCUCCACUUACUUUUUUUUUAUCUAGUUGUCUGAUUGUUACUGUGGGAUAUGUGUGCAGAUCACACAUUAUUUGAAUUAAAUGUUUGGUAUGCUAAGCAACAACAGUACUGGAGUACCAGCAACAUUUUUUCACUGCAGUUCACAAUGAACAAUGUAUUACCAAAGACUCAAGUUUCACAAUACCACAACCAUUUCUUUACUAAGAGCACAUGGGAUCUGAGGCAAUAAUGCUUGUUUUCCUAGCAGGCUUAGCUAAGAAACUAUGAGUAAACUAACUAUAACAAUAAAAUACUGAAGCAAACAUAUUUUACAGUAACUUUAUAUCUUUCUCUAAACCAACAGCAAGUUAUUUACCAGAAGUUACUGAGUUGAGUAUGAUAAAUUUCAUAUUUUAUGUUUAAAGUUGAUUUUGAACUACCUACACAUGAAUGUCAAAUAAUUACCAGCACAGUCAUUCAUUAACCACAGGUGUAAUGAUAUAGUGCAAUUAAAAGUCAUGCAUGUGAAUUAACAGCCCAAUAUGCUAGUGUAUAAUGGCAAUUGUCUCUCAAGUAGACAAUAAUUCAUUAAUUAAAUUAAACAGUUAUAGUAGCUGGCUUCUAAGGCUGAAAGAUAAUUGUAAACCAUUCCCAGGGAUGUCAUGCAGGUAACAUAUUACAGACAUUCGUAUGAAGCAUCUCAAGAUCAUUUCACAGAGCUCCAUAUUGUAAAUGUGCAUUCCUCCAUAAAUGAGUAACUUGUGUCACAAAGUUGUCAAUCUACUUACUGACAUACAUAUCCUAAAGAUUGUGAAAGUUCCUACUUUUCUGAUAAGCGAGCUCAUUUUGUUAGAGCUUUCAAAAUAUUCUAAUUUUCUUGUUAUCUGUGGACAUAUCCAUUAUAGUGACAACUGAGUGUCAUGAAAGCAGUUACUCUCAUAAAAAUUUCUUUUCUGUUUAGUUACUUUGAUUCCAUAUCUAUGAUGAUCAUUGUGAUUUACAUGCAGUUUGUACAACUAUGUUUUUAUGUGAUUAUUUUUUUUUAUUAAUCUACUCUCAAAAAUUGCUGAAAUGUACUGAAUUUGAAUUAAUUUUAUUGUAAACAAUAUGUUAAAAGCAUCUGUAGUAAAGUUUAUAUUAUGCUGCAAUUCAGUCAAAAAAUGCUUUAACAUUACUUUCCACAAAUGUAAAAAAUACAUUAAUUAAAACUCUUAAUGAUGUUUACAUUGGGACAAGAUUUCUGUAAUAGAAAGAACUGUAGAUAUGGAUGUAAUUUUGUUCUGUACAGAAAAUAUAUGUAAUAGUAGGAAAUGAUUGAAAAUUAUUUUGCUUGAAAAAUGUUUGUACAGUUUUGAUUAAAUUAUGUUUCAAACAUAUCAAUACCUAUGUGACUGUUGAGGUGGAACUGCUUUUCUAUUUAAUAUUGUGCAAACCAUGUUUCUUCUUCUCAUAUAACUACAAGCUCAUGGAAUUUUGAAAUACAAAUUUAUAUUAUGUCAACUUGGGAAUUUUGUACAAUACUGAAUACUGUUAAUUUAAGGUUUAAAAGCAGUCCACUUAGGACCAAAGCGGCCACACUCAGUAAUGUUCAACAUAAAAUUACACUGCUUGAUACACUGGUGGAAUAUGUUUUGGAAAGUACACAGCUAUCAUAGUCUCCUCAUUUCUUUUCUCAGCAGAAAACUGAAAUGUUCAAACAGCAGCAAAAUCUUACUCAUGUUGUGAACUAACCAUGACAUAUAUUAAAUGCAGUAAAUAAAAUUGCAUCUUUU